GCACACAUUUACGCUUACGCCAGCAUUUACGUAAAGGGCGACUCCCCGGAUGCGGCUGUGAUUGACUAAAGCAGGCUAGAAAAGAUCGAAAGCUAAGUGGCGGUGCUGCAGCCCGAGUGGUCGUAGGUAGGAUGCAGACCAUUAAGUGCGUGGUUGUGGGUGAUGGGGCAGUGGGAAAAACCUGCCUGCUGAUCUCCUAUACAACCAAUGCCUUCCCAGAAGAAUACAUUCCCACAGUGUUUGACAACUACAGUGCCCAAAUGAGUGUGGAUGGCCGCACUGUGAGUCUAAACCUGUGGGACACAGCAGGCCAGGAGGAGUAUGACCGUCUGCGCACCCUGUCCUAUCCUCAAACCAACGUUUUCAUAAUCUGCUUCUCCAUUGGAAGUCCUUCCUCCCAUGCCAACGUCAGACACAAGUGGCACCCUGAGGUGUCCCAUCACUGUCCAAAUGUACCCAUCCUUCUGGUGGGCACCAAGAAGGACCUGAGAGGCGACGCAGAAACAGUGAAGAAGCUAAAGGAGCAGGGUCUGGCCCCUACCACCAACCAGCAGGGCAACGCUCUGGCCAAGCAGAUCGGGGCAGUUAAAUACAUGGAGUGUUCUGCGCUGCAGCAGGAUGGUGUCAGAGAUGUGUUCGCUGAAGCUGUGAGGGCGGUGUUGUAUCCAGUCACAAAAAAGAAUCACAAGAAGUGUGUGCUGUUGUAAUGAAUGGUUCCCAGAUUUGGACUAUGAAGGGGGAUGAUGGAGAUCCACAGAUGCAAAUUAAAGGUUGAGCAGCAAAUGAUAUCUGGUUGCUUCCAGCUCUGCCUGUCACUUUUCAGCACCUGGUUUACUCCUUUCACUCAUCUCCUGGAGGAUCUCUCUGCGUUGCCAUAUUCACCAAAGUGACUCAGAAUGAAGGCAACAGACCACAUCUCCUCAAAUUUCCUUACAUUUUUAACUUUUGAUAUUUACACAUUUUAAUUUUACAUCUGUUCUUGAUUUAUAGCUUUUACGCUUUGCCUUAUAUAAUGCUGAUCAUGGUUACCAAAAGCCAUAACAUCUAAACAAACCGACAAAGCUUCCCCAAUUGACUGGAGAGAGGAGAUCUGCGUUUGUGCAGGUGGAGAACUAAUGACUACCUCAUAUUCUCACCUACAUUGCAUCUCAUUGGGUCUUGAGCCAAGAUGCCUUCUAGAUCUUUUUACUUGCCUCUUAAGAUGGAGUAAACAUUCAAACAUAAGUUGAACAAGAUUUAAACUUCAAGUGAUGUCCAUGAGGCGUUACGACUCCUGGACAGAUACCAGCAUCCCUUCACCAAAUGCAAAAAUUAAAGAUUGAUUUCCCAAUAGUAUGUGCCAAGUUUGGUAUGUUGUGUGGCAGGUGGCACUUCCAACUCCCUUCACUGCUCUUGCUUCCCUUCACGGAAGAGCCAGUGUGCCUUCAAAAAAUAAUCUGGACUCUGUAAGAGCAGCGAAGCCUUUCUCCUGUUGGUAAAAGAAGAGUAAAUGCCAAAUUAACCAUACUGGUACAGGAUUCCUCAGGACUCUAUGUAUUCAUAUUUAGUCAGACCGGCUCUGCUCUGCUCGCCUGUCUGCAUCUGAAGGGCUCCCAUCGAGUGCUAUUAUACAUGCCUAAGAAUUUCACAGAAAACUAUUUGUCUAAUGGUGAAUUUACUCUGUACAUGACUUUUUUCUUAAUCCUGUGAGGUUUUUAACUUCCACAUGCAGUUAUGGCCAAAGUUGAAUAUAUUUUUGUAAUAACUCGUGUUUAUUUGAUCAGUAAAUUGUACAUUUACUAUUGUUAAUUAUGAUGAACUAGAACUCCAUAACACUUCCCUUGUCAGUUAACAUGAUUGUUGAAAGAUCAGCAGACAGAUACCACUGUAUAAUCAUUUCAGUGUGGUGUAUAUUACCAGAAUAUGUUCUAGCUGGUUUGCAUCAGGUUAUGUCCCUGUGUUGUUUGGCUGGGUUAAAUGUGACUUUGCCAUAGAAGCAGCAGCGCCACAGCUGUAAGCCCAAGUUUAUUAUUGAAGAAGCCCUUUACUUUGGUCAGGUGCCUUGUCUAAACCAAAGACCUUACAACUGCUCCAACCCAAAGGUUAUUCUGCACUAUGUGACAAGCUCAGGCUCCGAGAUUUCAGAUUGACGCUUUCUGCCUCACUUCCUGUCAGUCGACACUCCCCCGCAGCCUUUUUUGUGACACACGGGUGCUAAUCUGACAUCUUGCGCUGCAACUGUGUGCAUUAGAGACGGGGUUAACAGCUCUUAACAGAUUGUGGUUUACGUCCCUGCUCUGCGUGUUGCAUCGAGGGCAAAGCAAAAGUGCAAGUUAACUUAUCAGAGCUGCAUUGGUGUCAUGGUGCCACUUUUGAAAAGUUUAUAUAUUUUUCUAAAAUAUUUUUCUAACAUUUCAGUGCAACGCCGACCAGCAAUAAUGGCAGCCCUCCUGGUGUACUUUUGAUGUACUUUCCUGUGUAAGGUGGUAAAUAAAUGAACUUCAAUUGUGGCAAAGUGUGAAGUAAAUGAAGAACAGUAUAAGCACAGGGUUAUGUUUGACCCCUGAUGUGCUUUGAAAACUAAAAGAUGUGGCAAAAAGGUUGAAUGUAUGCACGAUGUGUAAAACCGUCAUCUGUGGUAAGGUAUUAUUUUUGUCCCUAUUUCAGUCAGUUGAGUAAAAGUGGAAGAAACACCUGUGGGCUCUUUAGCCUGUGUCCUGGAGCAGUAUGAUACCGUGUGUGUGGUACUAUGCUUUUACACUGGGAACUUGAUCUGUAGAAAUCUAAUUGUUUUAUAAAUAACAAAAAGCAUAUGUGUAUAAAUGAACUAACAGUGAAAUGAUUUUAAAUUAUGCCAAAUAAAAUGGUGCCUAAACCCAAA
Molecule: messenger RNA, 2860 nt
Organism: Nothobranchius furzeri (turquoise killifish)
Lineage: Eukaryota; Metazoa; Chordata; Actinopteri; Cyprinodontiformes; Nothobranchiidae
Gene: rhogd
Product: ras homolog gene family, member Gd
Biological process (GO): motor neuron axon guidance; establishment or maintenance of cell polarity; small GTPase-mediated signal transduction
Cellular component (GO): cell projection; cytoskeleton; cytoplasmic vesicle
Molecular function (GO): protein kinase binding; GTP binding; GTPase activity
Source: RefSeq, a predicted model, not a curated record